Hippocampus zosterae (dwarf seahorse) is the source of this 1533-nucleotide messenger RNA. RefSeq lists its product as uncharacterized. The transcript is spliced from 7 exons. The coding region runs from base 1006 to 1509 and encodes 167 amino acids. NCBI's taxonomy places the organism in Eukaryota, Metazoa, Chordata, Actinopteri, Syngnathiformes, Syngnathidae. The record is from RefSeq and is a predicted model, not a curated record.
AGAUCUUGAAAUAGGUCAACAUAGGUUGUUGUGGGGUGCCAACUUGCAAGUUCAAUGGAGUAGUUUUAAAAUAGUAAAUGUUACACGAAUAUUUUUUGUUAAUCUGUCUUUUGGCUCCCUCUGCUGGUGAAAAAAAAUAAAGCACGACUCAUCUCUUGAAUUGCAGUACAGUAGUUACCAUAUGUAUUUUUCUCAAAUGAAAACACAACCCACUUCUCUGUAAGGUUAGGAGGAGCUAUUGUUCCCUCUACCCAGUGGUUUGUUUGAUUUAGCGUCAGACUCAAGAUGGGUUAUUAUUACCUGCCAGCUGUAUUUCCCUCAGGGGUGGAUUUUAAUUUGAUGCUUUGACAAUGGAAAGGUGCUGACUCACUGUAAACCCUGCAUGCUCGACACAACAUGCCCCAACAUUUUAUAAAUUUGCAGAACACCUUAGUUAUUAGUCACUUCUCAAGUCGGUGUAUUACUUGAAAAUAAUUAAAGCAGUGGGCCUAAACAUGUCCAGCUGCCUCGCCCGUCUCUUUUCUCAGCAGCUCAUUCAGAUUAACACCGUGGUGUGCCCCAAAUCAACAUGCUCCAGUGCUUCUUUCAGACUCCUACAGGAGAGGUCUGCUAGGUGUUGACCUCACGGGGUGCUUCCAACUGUCGAAUCAUGGGAAGGUGGUGAGGGAAUUUAAACGAAAAGACGGGCCAUGAGGAGGUUUGAAGAUUAUGGUCAGAUCCAGUAUUUGACAGCCAAGUGUAUACGUUUGGCUCGAGACAAAGGAGUUGGUGGAGUUGCUACAGCAGCGUGUGAUCAUCCUGGCAGGGGAGAGUGAGCAUGAUGCCGAGCUGCUGCGUCAAGUGUACUCGGAACUGCUGUGCCUCCAGAGCUCCGAGGUGCGGCUGGAGGGCCUGGUGGAGGAGCUGCACUCCAGGGCCCACGGCGGUAACGCACAGAAAGAAGGCCUCCAGGCGGAGCUACAAAUUAAGACGGCGGCGUUGGAGCAGCUUCGUGACGCCAAUAAGAUGCUGGCGGAGGAGCUGAUGGAUUUGCGUUUUACACAUGAGGAACAGGUGAGAGCUCUGCAACGAGAAAAUGAGGGUGGUGCGAGGAAGCUCCAGGAGACAUUGGAGCAGUUUGAGUGGCUGUGUCAUCAACAGCGCUACUGGAUGACGCACGUCAAAAGCUUUAAAGACUAUAUUUUGAAGGAGAGAGAAGGCCUUCUUCAGCAGGUACGCACACAGGAAAAUCAGGCGAAACAGUGGAAGAAGUCAUGCGAUCAUGUGCGCCGACACUGCCCCCUAGAGGACCACGACUGCUGUAACAGAAGCAGUACAUCCUCAUGGGACACGAAAGAGGUGACAGUCACGUAUGAGGAGCGCCAUGAGCAGAAAGACAAUCUUGCUGGAGGAACAGGGACCGCUGGAGGGAAAACGCGAGGAUGUAAGACAAUUCCAGCUGAUUUUGAGACCAGUAAGGCUCAUCAGAAGACCAACGCAACCUGUUCCAGGAGCAUUUUUGACUUGUAAUUGGAAAUAAAUGAAUCCCUCAGA